AUGAGCAAUCAAAGAGUAACAUAUGCAGAAAUCAACUUGGCCAAAUAUCCAAAGCAGAAACUCAAGCCUAAGAGCAAAUCUAGCCUGAUUUCAAAUAAUGAGAAGGAAAUAACCUAUGUGGAAUUAAACCUUCAUAAUGCUCCUCAGAGUUUCCAUGCAAACAACAAGAAAUUCCACAACAAAGAUUUUCCAUCACAUGCAGGGAGGCUUCUUUCUGGAAUUCUCGGAAUCAUCUGUCUUGUCUUGAUGGCUAGUGUGAUAACUGUGGGAGUUACAGUUAUUAAUCGCUCUAAAGCAAAACAAGUGGAACAUAAUAAUUCUUCUCUGACCACAAAAUCCCUAACAGGUCAUAGUUGUGAUCAUUGUCCAAAAGACUGGCUUUUAUACUCCAAUAAUUGUUAUUACAUAAAUACUGAUAGGAAAACUUGGAAUGAGAGUUGGAUGUCCUGUGUGUCCAAGAAUUCUAAUCUACUUUACAUAGAAGAUGAUGAAGAAAUGGGGGAGCAGGUAAAGGGAAUGAAAAAAUCCAGUAGGGAUCAGAUGUUACAGGGCAGUGGGAUCGGAUGGCACAACCUGAGAGCUGAGGAGCUCACCCUGAGAGCCGGCUCACCCCGGGCCGAACACAGCCCACCCUGGGGGCCGAGAACGGCUCACCCUGGGGCCAAGAAUGGCUGGCUGGCACACUCCCCCACCAAAGUCCUCUUGCCCCAAGUCCAGACCCCGUGCCUCACUGAAGACCAUGUGGCCAGGGACAGCAUCCCCGAUUCCAGCUCCACCACCUUUACCCUCCAAUAA
Molecule: messenger RNA, 795 nt
Organism: Elephantulus edwardii (Cape elephant shrew)
Lineage: Eukaryota; Metazoa; Chordata; Mammalia; Macroscelidea; Macroscelididae
Product: NKG2-A/NKG2-B type II integral membrane protein-like
Exons: 6
Coding region: 1-795 (264 amino acids)
Biological process (GO): stimulatory C-type lectin receptor signaling pathway; positive regulation of natural killer cell mediated cytotoxicity
Source: RefSeq, a predicted model, not a curated record